AUGUUAUAUACGAUGUCUAUGUAAGUAAGUCUACGAGUAAUCCGAGAAAUCCGUAUGCUCUUAGAUGCUGGUGUCAAGGAAAUGAUUGUGUUAGAUUACUAAACCAAGCCCUCACCCCCGAGACACUGGGAUAUAAUGCUUUUAGGGGAAGUGAUUUUUAGGCAUUUGGCUACUCUCAUCGUAUUUCCAGGAACUUAACUACUGUAGCUUUCUUCAUUUCUCUCAAGUAUCGUUGCGGUGUGGUGGAAUAAAGGUUAGUUACAUACAUAUCUGUCAUAUUGGUCCCGUAUCGUGAGAAGAGUACGGUAAGAGAUGUCUAAAGAAAAACGCAAGAGAGUGAUUGUCAUUGGCGCCGGAGCCGGCGGCAUCGCCACCGCCGCCCGCCUCGCCAAAUCCGGGCUCUCCGUAACCGUUCUCGAGAAGAACCCCUUCACGGGCGGUCGGUGCAGCCUCCUCACGCACCUGGGCCAUCGCUUCGACCAAGGGCCCUCCCUCCUGCUCCUCCCGAAACUCUUCCACGAGACCUUCGCCGACCUCGACACCUCCCUCGCCGCCGAGGGCGUGACGCUCCUCCGCUGCCCGACAAACUACAAGGUCUGGUUCGCGGACAGCGCGAGCUUCGAGCUGUCGACGGACCUCGCGCGCAUGAAGGCGCAGAUCGAGCGCUACGAGGGCGCCGACGGCUUCCGCAGGUACUUGGCGUGGCUGCGGGAGGCGCACCGGCACUACGAGCUCAGCGUGUCGGAGGUGCUGAGGCGGAACUUCACGUCGUGCUGGGACCUCGUGAUGCCGCGGUUCGUGGCCGCGGGCCUGAAGAUGCACCCGCUGCACACGAUCUGGGGGCGCGCGAGCAGGUACUUCGAGAGCGAGAGGCUGCGGCGCGUGUUCACGUUCGCGACGAUGUACAUGGGGAUGUCGCCGUUCGACGCCCCGGCGACGUACUCGCUGCUGCAGUACACGGAGCUGACGGAGGGGAUCUGGUAUCCGAGGGGCGGGUUCCACACGGUGCUCGCGGCGCUGGUGAGGGUGGGCGAGAGGUUCGGGGUCGAGUACAGACUUAACGCGCCGGUGGAGCAGAUUCUGGUGGGCGAGGACAAGAAGACGGCGUGCGGGGUGAGGCUGGAGUCGGGGGAGGUGCUGGAGGCGGAUGUCGUGGUGGUCAAUGCGGACCUCGUGUACGCGUACGGGAACCUGUUCCCGCAGACAGCCCAAACGUCCAGUUACAGCCGCUCCCUACAAAAGCGCGACGGCUCCUGCAGCUCCAUCUCCUUCUACUGGAGCCUCGACCGCCAGAUCCCGGAACUCCAAACCCACAACAUCUUCCUCGCGGACGAGUACCGCGAGUCCUUCGACGCCAUCUUCGACCGCCAGUCGCUCCCCGACGAGCCGAGCUUCUACAUCAACGUCCCCAGUCGCAUCGACCCCUCCGCGGCGCCCGAGGGGUGCGACUCUGUGAUCGCGCUCGUGCCGACGGGACAUUUGCGGGAGUCGCGGGGAACAGGAGGAGGGGAGGCAGGAGCCGGCCUCCCCCACGACCAAGACUGGGCCUCCCUCGUCUCCCGCGCCCGCGCCGCCGUCCUCUCCACCAUCUCCACACGCACCGGCUGCCCCCCCCUCAGCACCAGCAUCACGCACGAGAUCGUCAACGACCCGCGCGCCUGGGAGGCCAAGUUCAACCUCGACAAGGGAUCCAUCCUGGGGCUCAGCCACAGCUUCUUCAACGUUUUGUCCUUCCGCCCGCGCACGCGCGCGAGGGGGUUGAGGAAUACGUAUUUUGUGGGUGCUAGCACGCACCCUGGCACGGGUGUGCCGAUUGUGUUGGCGGGGGCGAGGAUCACGGCGGCGCAGGUGUUGGGGGAUUUGGGUGUCGUGGUUCCGUGGGAGGGGAGGGGGCAAAGGGGGGGAGAUGGGGAGGAGGGGGAGAAGAAGAAUAGGGGUGACAGGAUGAGGAUGAUGGAUGCAUUGCAAGAGCCCUUCUCGUUCGGGUUUGUUGUGUAUCUGUUGUUAGCUGUACUGCUUGUGUGGCUGAUGCGUUACUGGGGCCUUGUCUUUUAGUAGUGGUAGUCGUAGUACCUAGUUCGGCUUUUAGGGGUUUUCGAUUCGAGACUCCUUUACCUAGGUACAUUCUAAAUAGGUAGGUAGAUCAUAUACUUCUCUUCUUUUUAUUACAUAAUUAAUACGAGUAGAAGAUGGUA
This is a messenger RNA of Hypoxylon fragiforme, 2195 nucleotides long. Its product is annotated as phytoene dehydrogenase. The transcript is spliced from 2 exons. Bases 313 to 2055 code for a protein of 580 amino acids. Lineage: Eukaryota; Fungi; Ascomycota; Sordariomycetes; Xylariales; Hypoxylaceae. Gene Ontology annotation, biological process: carotenoid biosynthetic process. Gene Ontology annotation, molecular function: oxidoreductase activity. The record is from RefSeq and is a predicted model, not a curated record.